AUGGCAGAGAAACCGAUUGAGAAGGUCGAUAUGGCUCCGGAUCCAGAAGAAGAUGAUCUGGACGAUCUGGACGAUGUCCUAGACCAAUUCCAACCCAAGCCUACCACCACCACAAAGCCAGCCUCUACACCGUCGACGAAACCGGCAACCACUUCAGCAGCACCCAGCAGACCAUUCGGCGACGAUGCACCCUCAGUCACCGAACCCGGUGAAGAAGAAUUGGAAAAGUCCCUACAGGCAGGAAUGACAGAUCUAAUGUCCGAGCUCGACUCCAACCCAGAAAUGCAACAGCAAUUCGAGAAGAUGAUGAAGGAGCUCAUCGCCGCCGGCGCGGCACCGAGCGAUGCAGAAGCCGGCGCGCACCUGAAGGAAGCAGCGAAGACCGUCGGAUCCGAAGCCUCGACAUCAGCAGGUGGUACAAAGUCCACCACAGCCUCAUCAACAAAGAACAAAGGUGCCGAAGACUUCAAUUCCACGAUCCGACGAACAAUGGAACGGAUGCAGCAAUCCGAUACUUCCGCCUCCGCCUCCGCCGCCGCAGAUAAGAACGGCACACCAGAAGACGAAGACCUCCUCGCGCAAAUGAUGCGCGAGCUCCAAAGCGGCGAAGGCAGCGGCAUGGAUGGCAACGAAGCGGAUUUCAACUCCAUGCUCAUGAACAUGAUGACGCAGCUCACGAACAAGGAGAUCUUGUAUGAGCCGAUGAAGGAAUUGCAUGAGAAGUUCCCGGGGUGGAUGGAGAAGCAUGCGAAUGAGGAGGGGGGUGGGGGUGUGAAGGCGGAGGAUCUGAAGCGAUAUCAGGAGCAGCAGAAAUUGGUCGGGGAGAUUGUGGGCAGGUUUGAACGGAGUGGGUAUAAAGAUGAGAAUGAGGCGGACAGGGAAUUUAUUGUUGAGAGGAUGCAGAAGAUGCAAGCUGCGGGCUCGCCACCACCGGACCUCGUGGGCGAUAUGAGCUCGGCUCAAGAAGCGCUCGGUGAUAUCGAUGCUGGAUGCCCGACACAAUGA
This is a messenger RNA of Recurvomyces mirabilis, 1005 nucleotides long. RefSeq names its product Peroxisome chaperone and import receptor (gene PEX19). The transcript has 2 exons. Lineage: Eukaryota; Fungi; Ascomycota; Dothideomycetes; Mycosphaerellales; Teratosphaeriaceae. The record is from RefSeq and is a predicted model, not a curated record. Gene Ontology annotation, biological process: protein import into peroxisome membrane. Gene Ontology annotation, cellular component: peroxisome; peroxisomal membrane. The coding region runs from base 1 to 1005 and encodes 334 amino acids.